Molecule: messenger RNA, 1620 nt
Organism: Fonsecaea erecta
Lineage: Eukaryota; Fungi; Ascomycota; Eurotiomycetes; Chaetothyriales; Herpotrichiellaceae
Exons: 1
Coding region: 1-1620 (539 amino acids)
Cellular component (GO): peroxisome
Molecular function (GO): L-alanine:glyoxylate transaminase activity; L-serine:pyruvate transaminase activity
Source: RefSeq, a predicted model, not a curated record
AUGGCGGCCUUGACUCCAUCUCUCUAUCGUCCACACUCUUUCUCGUCCGUGUCGUCUUCGCUGUUGUCUCCGUUAUCGCAUCACAGUCCUUUGGCACGCUCAUUGUCUGCUGCUCGCUGCUCCCCCGCACGUCUCCCGCAUCGGCAUUCGCACGUCCAAUCGUUCUCCCAAUCCCCCACCAUCGUUUACCAGUCUUCUGGGAAAUUUUUCAAGCUGGCUCCCUCCGGCUCACGUCCAUAUUCCCAAGCUACAAGUCGGCUGAGUCUGAUCUCCCGACACUUGGAACAACAUCAACAGACUUCUUACCCUCGCAUCAACACUCCGUACACAGUCGAGCUCGACUCGUUGCCGGCGGCCACAGACGACAUUCCCUACGUGCCCCCCGCGGUCCCUGCGCAGCUUACUCGAACGCCCGCUCAAACUCAGAAACGUCAACUAUCGACCUCAUCUGCCGCCAAAAUGUCCUCGCAGCCUCCUCAUGCCUCCCUCCUGAUCCCGGGGCCAAUCGAGAUCACCGAUGAAGUCUCACAGGCCAUGAGUCACUAUGCGCAAUCCCACGUCGGACAGCCAUUCGUGAAUACCUUCGGCGAGACGCUUACGCUGCUGAGAGAUCUAUUCCAGACCACCAACCCAGCUUCUCAGCCGUUUGUACUGGCAGGAAGCGGCACUUUGGGCUGGGAUCUCGUGGCAGCCAACCUGGUCGAGCCGGGUGAAGAUGUCUUGGUAUUGCACACUGGCUAUUUCGGAGACUCUUUCGCAGACUGCCUGGCCACCUACGGCGCAAAGCCUACGCAAUUGAAAGCUCCCAUUGGGGACAGGCCCCAACUGCCCGAGAUUGAGGCCGCACUAAAAGAGAAGAAAUACAAGGCCGUGACGGUUACACAUGUCGACACCUCUACCGGAGUGCUCUCCCAGAUCCAGCCUCUUUCCGAACUCAUCCGGCGUGUGUCUCCCGAGACCCUUCUAGUUGUUGACGGUGUCUGCUCCGUGGGCGGAGAAGAGAUCCAUUUUGAUAAGAUGGGCAUUGACGUGUGCUUGACGGCCUCCCAGAAAGCCAUCGGCUGCCCUCCCGGCCUGUCGAUUUUGAUGGUUUCAGAAAAGGCUAUGAACGUCUUCAAAUCGCGCAAGUCCAACCCUGGAAGCUACUAUGCUAGCUUCAAGAACUGGGUACCUAUCAUGCAGAACUACGAGGCAAAGAAACCCUCGUACUUUGCCACUCCACCCACACAGUUGGUCCAAGCCCUCAACACGUCCCUCAAGCAGAUUCUCUCACAGCCUCUCGAGACCCGCUUCGCUCAACACCGCAAGGUGAGCGAAUAUGUCAAGUCAAAAGUCGCAAGCCUGGGUCUCAAGCAGUUAGCGACGGACCCGGCCAACGCAGCCAAUACCAUGACGGCAAUUUAUUUACCCGAGGGGCUGACUCCCCCGGAGAUCCUCCCCAAGCUGAUGUCCCGGGGAGUUAUCUUUGCGGGUGGCCUUCACCGGGAGAUCGCGGCGAGAUACAUUCGUUUUGGUCACAUGGGCGUCUCAGCCAUGGAUGAGUCGAGAGGAGAGAUCGACAAGGCGCUCGAGGCGUUGAAGGACGGUUUGGCAGAGGUGGCAAGUGCGAAAAGCAAGUAA